UGUACCCCGGGUAUCUCCUAUGUAAAGAUUUAUAAUACGAGAAUCCUACCUAGAUAUGGCACAUACUCGCUCCCAGAAGGCCCAGAUACCUUCUUCCAACACAAAGACAAGCCAAAGAAAAAGAUCCCUGCGCAACCACAAUAGCCUCAGCCAGCCAGGACCCACGCUUCGGGGUAACGACAAAGUCAGUCGUCGAAUAGCAAAAAGACCAAAACCAACCUAUCUUGAACGGUCACCAUUGGAAGCUGAGCGGAAUCCCAAUCGAACAUUACGCCUCUUCUGUCUGCCCAGGGAAAUCUUCGACGAAAUCAUUAACCAUCUACCGCCUGAUGCCGAGGCUUGUUUGACCCUAACCUGCAAAGAAGCAUUGCAUCUACUUGGUACCACAUCCUGGGCAAGCUUCCGUGGAAGGGCUCGCCACUAUGGGCUUCAAUAUGGAUAUUACGGAUCGCUGGUAGAGCUUCUCCAACGUGAUAUCCCAGGGAGUGAAUAUUGUCCCCGAUGCGAGACUCUCCAUCCUCCUCUGAAACCACCCACAGACCAUCGCGAGACCAAAUGGACGAAGCUUUGUAUGGGCCAGCUAGCAAGCAUUGAUUACUGGCCGCAAACACCAUCCGGUGGCUACAGUCUGGUAUGGGAGCAUGUUCUCGAGGCAUUCAAGUCACAGCCUGCCGCCUUAGGGCUUACAUCACCAAUUCCACUAUUCGAGGGCGACUUUACCUUCAAUCCCGGUCUAGUGAGCUACAGGCUUUCCUCGUCGGCACAAUGGGUAGACCGGAACCUUGUCCUUACCCAACAGCACCGUCUACGAACGAGCGAUUCUCGGACUCGGGACCUCCAAGCGGCGCAUAUCAUCUCCCUUCCGUUCCGGGUUUGUGCACAUCUAUCCACAAAAAAUGUUACCCAAACAAAGACAUCUCGGUCAAAGAAGGGUGCAGCCAACACUUCGCUUCUCACUCUCGCCAUCUCGACCGCUUUCCCACCCCAUUUGCGCAAGGGUGUCCCUCAACCCAGUACAUCUCCGCAAUUCGCAGAUGCGGAAACGAACGAUAACUUCAUCUGGCGGUGCAAGAGUUGCGCUACAAAGUUCCGCAUCAGGUACGAAGGACACGACGGGGGAGAGUUAAUCGCGACCGCUUGGCAUUGUUUCGGAAAGGAACUGUGGAAGGCUCAACAGUUCUGGACGUACCUUGUUCGUCGGGAGGGGCCUACAUUGGGGCCGGCGAAGCGUAACAGCGAGUAUCAUAGUGUUUCUAGAAGUCUGCCUGAUUUUAAGAUCCCAGAAGAUAUCUGAAGGGCCAAGUGACUGCUUCGGGCUAUCUUUAACAAGAGAACGCAAUUGAGUUGCCAUCGAUGCUUUCCAAAAGC
Messenger RNA from Aspergillus pseudotamarii, 1368 nucleotides. RefSeq lists its product as uncharacterized. Bases 56 to 1294 code for a protein of 412 amino acids. Gene Ontology annotation, molecular function: protein binding. The transcript has a single exon. The record is from RefSeq and is a predicted model, not a curated record. Lineage: Eukaryota; Fungi; Ascomycota; Eurotiomycetes; Eurotiales; Aspergillaceae.